UUACAAGAGUGGAGCUUGGAGGGCCCGAUCCAGUUGUAGUCACUGGUACUUGUUAUGGCUUUUCAAAAAGAGUGGAAAUUAAAUUGCUUGAAUACUACAGCACACGUAAUACCAUCGUUGACGAGGUGAUAUUUAUUCUUAUAUCACACGCACUGAUUUUAUAGAGCCAAAAAACAGUUUACGUUGCUGCAUUUUCAAAAUGCCAGUUGAUCAAAUACAAUACUCUGGAAAGUACAACGAUGAUAAGUAUGAGUAUAGGCACGUUAUUUUACCAGCAGAUUUAGCAAGACAUGUACCAAAAACUCAUCUUAUGUCAGAAACUGAGUGGAGAAAUUUAGGAGUUCAACAAAGUCCAGGUUGGGUUCAUUAUAUGAUGCAUGUACCAGAACCUCAUGUACUACUAUUUCGUAGACCAAGGACAGAUGUUUUAACAACUUCAAGAAAUUCAUCCUUUCAAAGGGACUAUGAAAAUCAUGUCUUCGAAAUUGAAAUAAAGUUUAAAUAUUAAGUACAAAAAAGAUCAGCAACUUCACCAUACAUCAGCAUAGUUAUACUUUAUAUGAUGAUUCUAUAUUGAUUUAUUUAUUAAUUUGUAAAUAUUUUGAUUUUUUUAUCAAUUUUAUAGUAUCACAUUCAACAGAACAUCAUUGUCAUGUAAAGUAAUUCUAUCUAUAACAAAUAAUAUUAAAAUAAUCAUAAAUUUUCAUUUUAUGAAAUGUGUAUGCAUAAAUAUUUUGGUGCAUACAAUAUUGUGAAAUUUUACAUCAAUGUAUAUAGUUAAUCAUUACACAUAAUUAAAAAUAAAUUGUAUGCUAGUAGAUAAACAUGAUUGUAUACUAAAUUAAUUAAGGAAUUAUUUACUGUAUACAUUGAUAUUUUUGCAUACAUUUAUAAAUAGUAGAUAUUCAUAACAUUUUUAAUACUAGAAAGAAUUGUAUGUAUCAAUGGUCUAUGUAAUAAAUAACUUUGUAAUAAAAACUACUCGUUUGUGAAUAAAAUUUUGUUACAAUAAAA
Molecule: messenger RNA, 1014 nt
Organism: Osmia bicornis bicornis
Lineage: Eukaryota; Metazoa; Arthropoda; Insecta; Hymenoptera; Megachilidae
Product: cyclin-dependent kinases regulatory subunit-like
Exons: 3
Coding region: 200-508 (102 amino acids)
Biological process (GO): regulation of mitotic cell cycle
Cellular component (GO): SCF ubiquitin ligase complex; cyclin-dependent protein kinase holoenzyme complex
Molecular function (GO): histone binding; protein kinase binding; ubiquitin binding
Source: RefSeq, a predicted model, not a curated record